ACAACCGAAGAAAACGAAAAUGCUGCCCAGAAGACGAACGCUGUUAAAUUCCAGCGAUAAACGCAAGAAGGAAUCGUUGGAAAACGUAGAUAUGGCCCGAGGUCGCCUGAAGGGAGCCCUGAAGACGGCCCACCACUCAACGGACGAAUCUACCGAAGAAAUGGACGAUAGUGCAGAUUCUGCGCGGGAAACCACGAAACGCAGACGAGAGCAAAAGGCUCCAGCGGUUCCUCAGCCGUACAUUAUGAAGUUUUUCGAUCGGCACAUUGAUCUGAGCCGAUUUAAAGAAACAUCUUCACUGUACGCGAUGUGCCGUGCAUGGUACAAGAACAAUCCGACCGUUCGCGGACAAGAGACCGCAGCAGACUCUUCGAAAGUGAUGGUGUUCAAGCGAGAAUACAACCCGGAAAUAGUGGAAAAGUUCCUGAAGGGUCUGGUGAAUGAGAUUCGCGAAAUGCCUCUCCCGGAAAGUGCGGGUGACAUGGAACCGUACGACCAGCAAACCGUUCAACCCGCUACCGAGUUCAAAAUUAAUACGGGAACAAUGGGGAAGGAAGAGUUGCUGGAGGAACAUCUGAUAAAAUGGAAGCAUCUGCGUAAGUCCUGGAUCGCGCAUCGUAAGCAAUAUAAGGAACGUCGCUACGAGACGAGCUUCAGGCUGCUCGAUGCCCUAGCCGCCAAGUCUCGGACCUGAGCAAACUUUUGGUUCAAUAGGGAUAUCCUUCUGUAUGAACGUUCUUAUGUCUUCUAAUAAAAAUUAAUGAAUCCCAA
Anopheles aquasalis is the source of this 771-nucleotide messenger RNA. It is a transcript of the gene mip40, whose product is annotated as Myb-interacting protein 40. Gene Ontology annotation, biological process: negative regulation of transcription by RNA polymerase II. Gene Ontology annotation, cellular component: Myb complex; transcription repressor complex. The record is from RefSeq and is a predicted model, not a curated record. Lineage: Eukaryota; Metazoa; Arthropoda; Insecta; Diptera; Culicidae.